GGCUCAGUCACUCCGCUGCUAGCUGGAGGUGCUCUAGCCGGAGGUGAACCGAACUGGAGGCGGCCGGCGGCCAGAGCGGAAGAGAUCCAGCUCGAGCUGGGCGUCGAGAUGGGCAGGGCGCCGUGCUGCGACAAGGCGAGCGUGAAGAAGGGCCCGUGGGCGGCGGAGGAGGACGCCGUGCUCAGGGCCUACGUCGCCGAGCACGGCACCGCCGGCAACUGGAUUGCGCUCCCCCGCAAGAUCGGGCUCAACAGGUGCGGCAAGAGCUGCCGGCUGCGGUGGCUCAACUACCUCCGCCCCAACAUCCGGCACGGCGGCUUCACCGGCGAGGAGGACCGGCUCAUCUGCAGCCUCUACGCCAGCAUCGGGAGCAGGUGGUCCACCAUCGCCGCGCAGCUGCCGGGGAGGACGGACAACGACGUCAAGAACUACUGGAACACCAAGCUCAAGAGGCGCCUGCUCGGCGGCGGCCGCCGCCCCAUCAGGUACGCGCUGCCGCUGCCGCAGCAGCCGCGCCUCCUCCUCAUGAGCCCCACGGGUGGCGGCGCCGCCUCGACGGCGCUGGAGCGGAUGCAGCUAAGCGUGCAGCGGCGCCACGUCGGCCUCCAAGACACGCCGGGGCUCCCCUUCUACAGCAACCUCUGGCCAGCCCAGCAGUCUGUACUCUCUCCUGCCGCUGGCUACUCCGGGUUCUGGUCUCAUAUCCAAACCAGUACCUACCCGGGCCGCGUUAACGUGCAAGAUCAUCAGCGCGCCUGGGGCAGCGGCGGCACCACGCCGCUGUCCACGAGUUCCACCGGCGAGACAGCGGUGGGCGUAGGGAGCUCGAGCUCGACACCGGCAGCGAGCUCCGUGACUUUCGACGGAGACAUGGAGGACGAGAUCGAGAUGCUGCUCCAGCAGAUAGGGUGCUUGGAGGAGGAAGACAGCCGCCUGCUGAUCGGCGGCGAGGCGGGCAGCGCUGGUUCUUGGAGCUCCUGCUCUACCCCAGGAGUGGACUCAGUGUUCCAGGGCUAUGUACAAGGGCACGGGCAGUAGAAUUAUAUGCAUUUCAGACCUGAAUAUGAUCCGCAUACCAUAGUCUAUAGGCAUGUAAAUAUGUAUGCUAGCUUCUUUUUUCAAGAUCUGGAUUGAUACGAGUGUAUCGUAAAUGCAGAACAAAUAUACAGUAUACAUAUGGGAUAUCA
Triticum aestivum (bread wheat) is the source of this 1187-nucleotide messenger RNA. RefSeq names its product transcription factor MYB36. Bases 109 to 1038 code for a protein of 309 amino acids. Lineage: Eukaryota; Viridiplantae; Streptophyta; Magnoliopsida; Poales; Poaceae. The transcript is spliced from 2 exons. The record is from RefSeq and is a predicted model, not a curated record.